This is a messenger RNA of Hibiscus syriacus, 671 nucleotides long. Its product is annotated as thioredoxin F-type, chloroplastic-like. The record is from RefSeq and is a predicted model, not a curated record. The transcript has 4 exons. Lineage: Eukaryota; Viridiplantae; Streptophyta; Magnoliopsida; Malvales; Malvaceae. The coding region runs from base 1 to 420 and encodes 139 amino acids.
AUGGCUGCAUUGGCAUGCAGCGGGGAGCAGGAGGGGACGAAAAGGCAUUGUUGCAAAGGUGAGGUCGAGCUUGGAGACUGCGGGAGCAACGGUGGGGCAGGUGACGGGGUUACAAAGGACACUUUCUGGCCCAUCGUUAAUGCCGCCGGGGAUAAAACUGUCGUCCUCGAUAUGUACACUCAAUGGUGUGGUCCUUGCAAAAUUAUAGCUCCCAAGUACCAAGAAUUGUCUGAGAAGUACCUUGACGUUGUCUUUCUAAAGCUUGAUUGCAAUCAAGAAAACAAGCAAUUGGCCAAGGAGCUCAGCAUAAGGGUGGUUCCAACGUUCAAGGUACUGAAGCACAAUAAGACAGUAAAGGAGGUGACCGGAGCGAAAUUCGAUGACUUAGUUGCGGCCAUCGAGAUGGUUCGAUCCAGCUAAGUUCAUUUCAGUACCUGCAAAAUAUUAAUCCAAUCAAAUCAAAGACAACGAUGACUUCAUGCAUGCUUUGAACUUAUUUUUCUUCUUGUAUAUAUAUAUGGAUACAUUCCCAGUUCUUCAAAUGGAGAAAGGCCCCGGGUUGUAUGUAACAUUAACCUGCUACUUCUGAUAUAUGUACACUCUGUUUCAGUUUAUUGGGAGAGAAGGUGUGAUUGUGAACCAAAAAAAUCAGCUAUUUUAUUCCUGGUAGG